AUGCAGUUUACCUCCAUAAACAACUAUCUGGCCAGCGUGGUGUCGCUUCAUCACGCGAAGGGAUUUGAAGCACCAGAUCUCGGUCAUUUCCGCAUCCGACAGACACUCCGUGGUGUUCAGCGAAAGAAAAGGCAGACGCCAAAUGCUCGAUUGCCUAUAACACCGGAGAUCUUGUAUGCCAUUAAACGCCACCUGUCUGUUCUGCCCAAGCAAUGCCGGAAAGCCUUCUGGGCAGCCGCCUUGUUUGCUUUCUUUUCUCUCCUUCGCAAAAGUAACUUGCUGCAGUUUAGUGGAAACAGCAAAUACUUGCGAGUCAGUGGGAUAAAACGCACCGCCUCCGGCCUUGAGAUCACUGUGCCGCAGAUUAAAACAACAGCACAUGCCUCGAAGAUGAUAACGCUGCCGUUGCCGCGGGUAGCCAAUUCCCCGCUUUGCCCGGUACAGGCAUUCUCCGCCAUUGAGAAAAAGGUCAUGAAACACCCGCAUGCGUCGCCGUUCUCUAUCAAAACCGCAAACCGGAAACUGGAACCGCUGACCGCAAACAAGUUUCAGCGCUUUCUGAAAAACCUCCUUAAAACCGCCGGAUAUGAUCCCCGCCGCUACUCGCUGCACAGUUUCCGUAGAGGUGGUGCCACCUUUGCGGCUGCCGCCGGCGUGUCACCGGAUGAACUGAAAGCUCAGGGCACUUGGGCCAGUCAGUGCUUUGAACGUUAUGCGGACCGCACUCGAGACCUUCGAUCCCACUUCGCCGAAACGGUAUCGACCAGUUUGGGGGAUUUUGGGCGUCCUUAG
Molecule: messenger RNA, 792 nt
Organism: Paramacrobiotus metropolitanus
Lineage: Eukaryota; Metazoa; Tardigrada; Eutardigrada; Parachela; Macrobiotidae
Exons: 1
Coding region: 1-792 (263 amino acids)
Biological process (GO): DNA integration; DNA recombination
Molecular function (GO): DNA binding
Source: RefSeq, a predicted model, not a curated record